This is a messenger RNA of Chlorella variabilis, 846 nucleotides long. RefSeq lists its product as hypothetical. The record is from RefSeq and is a predicted model, not a curated record. Lineage: Eukaryota; Viridiplantae; Chlorophyta; Trebouxiophyceae; Chlorellales; Chlorellaceae. The transcript has 6 exons. Gene Ontology annotation, molecular function: cycloeucalenol cycloisomerase activity. The annotation marks the transcript as partial.
AGCGGAGGCAGGCGGCUGAGCCCCUGGCUAGCGCCCAGCCCUGGCAAGCGCUGGACAGAGCUCUUCUUCCUGGCCUACAGCCCCUCCUGGAUCAUAUGGUGCCUCUGCAUCCUGGUGCCUUUCAAAAUUUAUGAGCGCCUGGGCAAAUGGGGCUACAUGAGCCUGGGCCUGAUUGCAGCGCUGCCCUGUGCGCUGCUGCCGCUGCUGCUGCAACCGGUGGCGGAGCGUGAGAAGCCGCUGUCGCAGCGGUAUUGGGUGAAAGCCAACGCCUGGAUCGCUGUGUUCAGCUUCAUCGGCAACUACUUCUGGACCCACUACUUUUACCGCGUGCUGGGUGCCACCUACACCUUCCCUGCACACAACCUCAACCAGGCAAGCUGUCUGCACAGGGAACCUGGUGUGCCCAUCACACUCUACUUCAUGACCCAUGCAUACUUCUGCCUCUACCACGCCCUCGCUAAUGUCCUUAUCCGCCGCACGCGGCACGCUGUGGCCACCUAUGGUGCAGCGGCACAGGCGGUGGCAGAGGGCGUCCUUGUGUUUUUGCUGGCGUAUGCCACUGCCUAUGGCGAGACCCUCACCAUCGCCCAUUUCCCGUACUACAGCUUCAAGGACCGCUCCCGCAUGUACUCCGUGGGGAGCCUGUUCUAUGCCAUUUACUUCUUCGUCUCCUUCCCUAUGUUUUACCGCAUGGAUGAAGCGCUGCGGGCCAAGCCGUACACGCUGUGGCGUGCCGUAGUGGAUGCGCUGGCCGCCGGCAUGCUGGUCACCUGCUUACUAGACUUCUGGCGCAUUGGGCUGGGUGGCAUCGUGGACACGCCGGGGGCAGGCGGGCUACCAUGGAUG